AUGAAAGCGUGCCGUCUUGCCUGUCUUCUGGCGUCAAUACUGGCCACAGGUGUCCAUGCACUGCGCGAAUCCACCAACCCCUUGGACGUGGAAGGGUCAAACACCGUGCAUCAUUCAUACAAGUACACAUCUGUUUCGAAAUUUAAGUUUGGCCAUGCCUUCUUUCACGAUCUCGGCACUAUCCCUGAACCAGGCCAGUUCCACAGCAUUUCACCUUUGGCGCACGAAUUAAUGCAGAAAACUGCGGAAGGGAAAACGAGCCCCGUCGAGUCUUUGGUCCUUCACUCACGACGAACUCUGAUGAGCCGCCGUCCGUUGUCUUGGCUGCUGGAUUUUCGACACAAAGAUCACGCCUCUCUCAAGGUACUAAAUGAACUCGAAUGGCAAGAUAUACCGGUGCGUACACCAGACGUCACGGAUAAGACGACCGUUGUCAAUCUAGCCAAAAUGACCAGCAAUGCAUACGUGCUUGCCCCGUCGCAGCCCGACUGGCUUAACGGCUCUAUGGACUUCAACCACUCCGACAGCUUUGGCUGGGUAGGUGACGGCUUGCGCGGCCACGUUUUUACCGAUGAGACGAACGAGACUGUCAUCAUUGCAUUCAAAGGUACAACGAUCGACCCUCGCGAAAAGUGGAGGAGUAACGAUCGACUCAACGACAACCUUCUCUUCAGCUGCUGUUGCGCCAGCCAACGCCCUGACCCGUUCUGGUACGGUCCAGUGUGCAAUUGCAGUACUGACACAUAUCAGUGCAAUUCCACGUGCCUCACGCAGAAGCUGCUCCAAAAGGACCGAUACUACCCUACCGCUGUCGCAGUCUUACUAAACAUAACAACGUGGUAUCCAAACGCGACGUUUUGGAUUGUGGGUCAUUCUUUGGGAGGCUCGAUUGCAAGUCUUGUCGGCCUGACGUACAACAUGCCAUCUGUCGCUUACGAGGCUCCACCGCAAAGGCUCGCCGCGCAGCGACUGGGUAUAACUAUCCCUCCGCGUACGGCCGAUUAUCAUAUCGGCAACACGGCAGAUCCGGUCUUCAUGGGUGCAUGCAAUGGCUACUUCUCGUCAUGCUCAAUUGCCGGGUAUGCGUUCGAGAGUCAAUGCCAUACAGGAAAGCGUUGCGUCUACGACACUGUGGGAGAUUUGGGAUGGCAUGUGAACAUCAACAAUCACCGGCUGAACGUUAUCAUCCCCGAUGUCCUCGAAGCACUGCUACAACUGGAAGUAUGA
Molecule: messenger RNA, 1227 nt
Organism: Exophiala viscosa
Lineage: Eukaryota; Fungi; Ascomycota; Eurotiomycetes; Chaetothyriales; Herpotrichiellaceae
Product: Alpha/Beta hydrolase protein
Exons: 3
Coding region: 1-1227 (408 amino acids)
Biological process (GO): multivesicular body membrane disassembly; piecemeal microautophagy of the nucleus; neutral lipid catabolic process
Cellular component (GO): membrane
Molecular function (GO): glycerophospholipase activity
Source: RefSeq, a predicted model, not a curated record